AGCCAUUUUGGCUCAAGCCAUUUUGGCUCAAGCCAGAUUGGCCUAAGCCACCUUGGGCCGAGGAGCUUGCUGAAGUGCUACGCGUUGCUUCCAUGAUAUCCGGGACCAAGGCUGCGCUGUAUGCUCCUGCCCUGUGUGAGAGCACGCCUUGGUUAUGGUUUUGCCUGCUCGGGUGCCUGCUCAUUUCUCCCCAGGCGUUUCUCUAUAUCGUCAAUGGGGGCGGCUGCGGUCAGUUCCCACGGUCGCAUUCGAAGCAAGUUUGGAAUCAUCACUUGGGGUUGUGUGAACGACGCAGGAUACUACAUUACUGGUGUUGGUGGAAGCCUUAAUUAUGUGCAUCGAUUGGUGGCCCAUGCUUUCUUGGGGCCACCGCCUUCGACGCAGCAUUGCGAUGUGAAUCACAAGGACCGUGAUCGUGGUAACAACCAUGUUGAUAAUUUGGAGUUCGUCACACGUUCCGAGAACAUCCUCCAUUCGUAUGCAGCGAACAGUACUCGCAGAACUUCCGCAGAUGCACUCUCCAAACCGGUCCUCAGCAGAUGGGCUGGACAAGGCCGCUGGACCGAUCACUCCUCUGUGCGCCUAGCGUCCCGCGAAACGGGCGUUCACCCCAGACAAAUCUUCAUGUGUUGCAAGGGCAGGGUAUCCUCAGCAAAGGGAUACGAGUUUAGAUAUGGAGCAUCCAUCGUUCCGCAAUGUUUGCCCGGCGAGGAGUGGCGGCCUGCCCUACACCCAUGCACAGGCACAGAGCUAUCAACCUGGAAGGUCAGCUCCCACGGACGAAUGAAAUCUACUCGCGGAUUGGUCUCGUACGGCUCACAGGGUUUAGAUGGCUAUCGUGUUUCAGGAAUUACAGUCGACGGCCGGCGAAGAAAUCAUGACGUACAUAGACUCGUCGCCCGAGCUUUUUUAUGGCAACCAUUUUAUUCAGAACAUCUUGUGGUCAAUCACAUCGAUAGCAAUAAAGGAAAUAAUUCCAAAAGUAAUUUAGAGUACGUGACUCGGUCGCAGAACUCACUCCUUUCCAAGAAAUGGUGGCUUGGACGCUCAAGUGCCGGAAUAACGAACUCGAAACCUGUAUGGGGACGGAUAGUUGGAUCGCAGUCAUGGAGGCGGUACGGAUCGAUGGCCGAAGCCGCGCGCCUUUUGGGCUUGUCGGUUGGUCAUAUAUCGUCUUGUUGCCGUGGGAUCACACAACGCGCCGGUAGUCACGAGUUCAAGCUUGCAGAUUCGGCAGUCCCCAGUGUGUUGCCAGGAGAGGUGUGGCACGAGAUCCCGCAGUGCCUGUUUACGAAAAAGCCGUGAGUACCCUUUGCCCUCGCUGCUUCGCACAUUGAGAUUGCUACAGUGCUCCUCGUUGCUCGGCACUCUGUGCGCGCAUGCGACACGAUGGAUGGCGCAUCGCCGCAUCUUAAACAUUGCGUUCCGCAUCUGUUCUCCUGUGGGUAUGACGGUGUUCGACACUGGUGCUUGCACCUUGCCCCGGGAACAAC
Prorocentrum cordatum is the source of this 1493-nucleotide messenger RNA. The record is from the annotation of a GenBank genome assembly. Lineage: Eukaryota; Dinophyceae; Prorocentrales; Prorocentraceae.